Molecule: messenger RNA, 1817 nt
Organism: Vollenhovia emeryi
Lineage: Eukaryota; Metazoa; Arthropoda; Insecta; Hymenoptera; Formicidae
Product: transmembrane protease serine 9-like
Exons: 8
Coding region: 58-1728 (556 amino acids)
Biological process (GO): proteolysis
Molecular function (GO): serine-type endopeptidase activity
Source: RefSeq, a predicted model, not a curated record
AUAUAAACCGUAAGAUCUUGUUCAGUGCUUAGGUUCCAUUGAGCUAACAUACCAACAAUGUUGAUUCAGUACCUUUUAGCAACUGCUUUGGUAUUCCAGGCGUGUCUGGCCGUGCCGUUCGGCCUGAAACCCAGGAUCACCGAUGGAGAGGAUGCCAGACCGGGUGAAUUCCCUUAUCAGGUCUCUAUUCGAUGGGGUGUCCCACCCUAUGUACCUUUUAAUCAUGCAUGCGGUGGUUCCAUUAUAAACAAGAAUUUCAUCUUGACUGCUGGACAUUGCAUCAUGAAAAUUGGUCAACUUCAAGUCCACGCUGGCAAACAUUAUCUUAAUAAAGAUGAACCUUCUCAGCAAGUAAUUGACGUCGCUGAGGCCUACGUCCACGAAAAAUACCCAGGAGGUGUUGCUCCAUACGACAUCGCUCUUCUAAAACUGAAAACUCCUCUCGUUUUUAACGAGAGAGUAUCCGCUGUUAAUUUACCGGACGACUUUGAAGAACGAAGUGGAAAAGCUGUACUCAGUGGAUGGGGCUCCAUUUCCAAGAAACUGCUUCCAGUAAUGCCCACGGUUCUCCAAAAAGUUACCGUUCCUUUAUUGGACCAUAAAUCUUGUCAAGAGAAAUUCCCGAAAGGUCCCGAAACACCAAAAGUCUAUGAUUCUAUGAUCUGCACUGACGCUAUCGGGGAAAUAUCCGCUUGUUCCGGUGAUUCUGGCGGUCCAUUGGUGCAAUUUGACAAUAACGGUCCCACCCAAGUCGGUAUCGUUUCAUGGGGAGUCUACCCAUGCGGUGUAAAUCGCAUGCCUUCAGUCUACACUCGCGUAGCUUCCUAUACCAUGUGGAUUAAGCUAACAAUUUGGAUUAAUGAAUAUCUGUUCGUUGGAUCGACAUCAAUCAGCAAAAUGUUUCCCAAAACAAUCGUGUGCUUUGCUCUCUUGGCAGUGGCAAUCGCUGAGAGGCCACGAAUCGGUCUCCGGUUGCCGUCGAUCUUCCCGCCUAUUUCUUCUCAAGUGGUCGGUGGAACAGAGGCACCCAAAAAUGGAUACCCGUUCAUAGUUUCCCUGCAAGCGCUCAACCAGCACUUUUGCGCUGGAUCCAUCUACAACGAACAAUGGGUCAUAACAGCAGGGCACUGCGUUCAGGCACUUCCCUCUAUAGAUCUUCUUAGCAUUAAGGCUGGAAAACACGAUAUUCGGACUGUGGAGGACAGUGAACAGACGGUAAAAGUGGUGAAAGCUUUCGUACACGAAAGUUAUUCAGGAGGUGUUGCCCCAUAUGACAUUGGUUUACUAAAGCUUGCGACUCCGUUGAAGUUGAAUAAGCAAGUACAACCAGUCCAAUUGGCUGAACCGGAAAGUGAACCAACUGGAGAGGCAUGGCUCUGUGGAUGGGGCUCCACCUCGACUAGCCCUUUCCCGGAAAUGCCGGAUAAACUUCAGCAUGUCCGGAUGGAGUACGUCGAUCGCACUACUUGUCACGAUUCUAUCGAGCGCUUGACGGGAUCAGCCCCUGUUCAUGAAACCAAUGUCUGCACUGGACCGAUGUACGAUCAAAUCUCCGCAUGCAGCGGUGAUUCGGGCGGACCUUUAAUUUCGCGCAAUGGACCAAAAGCGGUGCAAACUGGAAUAGUAUCUUGGGGUAUUGUUCCAUGCGGUAGUUACGGCGCGCCGUCGGUAUACACUAAAAUAUCAAAAUUCAAUGAUUGGAUUGAAAAGAAAGUCAAUAAAUAUUAAUAACGGCAAUAGUGACGACGUAUCAAUGAAUACUGACGACGAAUUAUUAUAUGUUAUUCAAUAAUCAAUAAAUAUCCAGCAUAACUAAA